AUGGUGGCCGCCUCCACCUCCUUCGGCUACCACUCGCUGAGCAGUUGCAGCACCUGCAGCGGGGGCAGCAACUGCGGCGGAUCGCGGUCCGCCCACCACCAGCACCACUCCUCGGGCACGGCCACGCCCUCGUCCUCGCAGCGAUCCUGCACCAGAUGCCAGAGCUUCCACCGCCACCACCACCGCUCCAGGCGCCGCAGCUCGGGGAUGCAGUUGCGCGGCGACUACAACUCCACCACGGCGGUGAACAGCGCCCUGGCCAAGACCAUAGUCACCAUCAGUGCGCCUCCGGUGGCGGCUGCCUCGGCCAGUUCCCUGCACUUGGGCGUCGGCGGACGUCCUUCCUCGGUGUCCACCCUAACGAUCGCCUCGGUGCCGCCCACUUUGAGUGGCAGUGGCAGUGCAGGGGGCUCUGUGAGUGGGGCCACCACUCCACUGGCGCCCAGUCUCAAGGCCCUGACCCCGGGACCGUCGAACUCGUCGGGUCACCACGUGUCCUUCAUGCCCAUGACGGGCAUGAAACGGUUACGCAGCUCGAACGCCUCGCUGGGAUCUCCGAACGGAGUCAUCAGCUCUGUGGGCGGAGCGGACACCACCUCGGCGCCCUCGCUCAUCGAUGCCAGCGAGGACCAGGUCCAGAUGAGGAACACAUCCACCCACAGGAUCCUGGAGCAGUGCCAGAGUGUCCAGAGCCAAAUAACUACUCUCGGCGACGUGGAGGACGACGAGGAGGUCAGCGACAGUGAGAGCGAGAGCAUCGGACUCGCCCUGGUGGAGACCACGCCCCAACUGGAGAGCCAGCCCGUGGAGGCAUCGAGUUCCUCCAGCUCCUCGGUCAAGUAAACUCAGCAACAGAACCACGGAAACAAGCCCAGAAAUUAGCCUUAAGAUACAACCAUAUACAUAGGUGUGUUUAUCCGGAGCGGUCGAUGGGAGCGGAAUAUUUUGGACACUUCUAAGCCAGUCAGAUUUGUAUUCCCUAUAGCUACCAGUUCCACCAGCUCUUCAGGUUUCAGUCAGGAAGUGCACCAUGUGCACCAGGAAAAGUAAUCAUUUGGCCAGCAAAGAUAUGCGUGUGUAGCUAGUUUUACCUUCAAGCGAAUCAAUAGCACAGCUCAAACCGAAUUGCAAUUGGCCUAGAAGUAUCCAUUGAGUGCCGCCACCCCAUGGGCAGCCCAUCCGAAGUGUGUACAUAGCAAUCUAGACUCGCCUAGCCACUCAUUAGCUUAUCGAUCGGUGAUAGAACACUAUGCAACAGGAAAGCCCCCCUACAUCGGCUCCUUACCACCGGGUUGCAGUGGUUGCAUAGUGGGAUUAGUGUAACUGUUAGCUCUCAUAUCUUAGAUCUUCCAUUAUGUAAAUGUUUGUUCUGUGAAUCCGUUCUGUAAAUGUCCCAAACGUCUAGCAAUUGAAUUGAAAGCUACGUCUUCAACCUGUCCAAGUACCUGACUCUGUGAAAUCCAAGAAGAUACUAUGCGAAUGUACAUAGCUUUACUUUGACUCCUCUGUCGCUCAACUAGCUUUUCUGUUACUCGAAACUUGCUUGUUCGUUAUCAAAUGAAAUUCUACGGGUGCAAUAUGAAUUUAUACCAAGUUAAGGACUCGAACAAUCAGGCAAACAGGCUUCAAGACCAGUUCCCAGUCGUAGGAGGUCCAAGUACAAAGUCAUAAUCACUGCAGUUGUUGGCUAAUUAUCUGCCCAUCCUCUACUAUGUUCUUUGAACUACAUACUCGUACAUAUGUAUAUCCAAUAUAGCAAUAUGCAUAGGCUGCAUUUUAAUUGUGCUUCAGACAGCCGAAAGUUCGGAAAUUGCGGCAGCUUAAUGAAUUAAUCCCUCAAAAGGCUCGCCCUUCCAUUUCGGUACCACUACAUGUAUGCUUAUGAUGGCUAAGCUCCUCCGAUUCCGAUUCCGAUUCCGAUUUUGCAAUAAUUAAUGUGUGCAAUUAGGAUUGAUUGCCCCGCCCCCAGGGUCGGCGAAUAAAUCGAGCACGAGAAUGGGGUUUUUGUGCGGAAAACUAAUAACAAUGGCGAGACGUCAGUUUAAUGGAUGAGUGGGAACAAACCAUGGAAAAAUGUUGCUCAUUGUUUUCAAAAAACAAACAAAGCGGAAUGGCUGCUGGCCAGGGGAAAGCGGAGAAUGAGGAAUUCCAAACAAAUGGCAAUUAUUAAUAUUGAAUAUGGUAGCGCAUAAGUGACAUACAUAGCUCAUAGAGUCCUCGUUGUGUCUGUAUCGGUGUAUCGGUGUAUCGGUGUGCAAGCAUGUCUAGUCUAAGUGUACAUGUAAAUGCAUUAUCCUUAAGCAUUAUCCUUAAGCUCCGAGCAAGAUUGUAAACUCAAUUGAUUGCCACGCAGCCUAGGCUAAGCUGCAAGUGCAAACGGCAAACCUAGAUUUAUAUAUUGAGUGUACUAUACUGUAACUACCAUAUACAAACUACGCAAGGAGAUUAAAAAGCGACAAC
This is a messenger RNA of Drosophila erecta, 2460 nucleotides long. RefSeq lists its product as uncharacterized. Bases 1 to 843 code for a protein of 280 amino acids. The transcript has 2 exons. NCBI's taxonomy places the organism in Eukaryota, Metazoa, Arthropoda, Insecta, Diptera, Drosophilidae. The record is from RefSeq and is a predicted model, not a curated record.